Python bivittatus (Burmese python) is the source of this 6065-nucleotide messenger RNA. RefSeq names its product lysine demethylase 4A (gene KDM4A). Gene Ontology annotation, biological process: regulation of gene expression; chromatin remodeling. The record is from RefSeq and is a predicted model, not a curated record. Lineage: Eukaryota; Metazoa; Chordata; Lepidosauria; Squamata; Pythonidae. Gene Ontology annotation, molecular function: histone H3K9 demethylase activity; histone H3K36 demethylase activity. Gene Ontology annotation, cellular component: chromatin; nucleus.
GACACAGGACGGCGUUGGCCCCAGGCUAAUACAGUACUCUAUUUCGGGCCCUGUCAGAAGUGGAGGUGGUUCCUGUGAGGCCUUAGUUCACUAGUUCUCCUGGUUCACAUAUGAGAAGAAAGAUUGUGAACAAAAACCAUGGGGUCCGAAUUGGAGAACCUAAAUCCAAGUGCCAGAAUAAUGACGUUCCAUCCAACUGUGGAAGAAUUUAAAAAUUUCAGCCGUUAUAUUGCCUAUAUAGAGUCCCAAGGAGCCCAUAGAGCUGGACUAGCAAAGAUUGUUCCUCCUAAGGAAUGGAAGCCACGCAGAUGGUAUGAUGAUAUUGAUGAUCUGGUCAUCCCUGCUCCCAUCCAGCAAGUGGUUACUGGCCAAUCAGGCCUCUUCACACAGUAUAACAUCCAGAAGAAAGCUAUGUCAGUCCGAGAAUUCAGGAGGAUAGCAAAUAGCGACAAGUACUGUACUCCUCGGUAUACAGAUUUUGAAGAUCUUGAACGCAAGUACUGGAAGAAUCUCACUUUUAAUGCUCCCAUCUAUGGUGCAGAUGUUAAUGGCACACUCUAUGACAAGCAUGUAGAUGAGUGGAAUAUUGGUCAUCUGAAUACAAUUCUGGAUAUAGUGGAGAAUGAAAGUGGCAUUACCAUUGAGGGAGUAAAUACGCCUUAUCUCUACUUUGGGAUGUGGAAAACCUCCUUUGCCUGGCAUACUGAGGACAUGGACCUGUACAGUAUCAAUUAUCUGCAUUUUGGAGAACCAAAGUCCUGGUACUCCAUUCCUCCAGAACAUGGGAAGCGGUUGGAACGUCUUGCUAAAGGGUUCUUUCCUGGAAGUGCUCAGAGUUGUGAAGCUUUCCUCCGACACAAAAUGACCUUGAUCUCACCAUCAAUACUGAAGAAAUACAGCAUCCCAUUUGACAAGGUGACUCAGGAAGCAGGUGAAUUCAUGAUAACUUUUCCUUAUGGAUAUCAUGCUGGUUUUAAUCAUGGCUUCAACUGUGCUGAAUCUACUAAUUUUGCCACUCUUCGUUGGAUUGAGUAUGGAAAGCAGUCUGUUUUAUGCUCAUGCCGUAAGGACAUGGUCAAAAUCUCCAUGGAUGUCUUUGUGAGGAAAUACCAGCCAGAUCGUUACAAACUCUGGAAAGCUGGGAAAGAUGUGACAGUCAUUGACCAUACUCUUCCCACACCAGAAGCAGCUGAGUUCUUUAAGGGUGAACUCCUUCAAAAAGUUAAGAAUGAGAAGCAGUGCCCUGAGGAAACUGAAAUAGAGGAAGAAUGCAAAGGAGAUGAAGAUAUGGAGAAAAAGAAUGUCCCAAAGCAUCGCAUUGGAACCAAGCGGCACCGAGUCUGCUUAGAGGUUCCUCAUGAGGUGAGCGAAAGCGAGUCCUUUCCCAAGGAGGAGCUGGGCCCAGUGCAGUUUGAGAUGGAGGAAGCAGCCCCUCCAGUUGGACCUGCUAGAGAACCUAUACAGCAAGGGGAUGAAGGGCUUGCACCUCCAGAAUAUGCAGAUUCCUCUGAAGUAAAAUUUGAAGAACUGAAAAAUGUUAAACUAGAUGAGGAGGAAGAAGAAGAGGAACCAGAAGCAGCUGUCCUGGAUCUUUCUAUUUCACAUUCUGUGUCUUCAGUUUUGACCCAAUCUGCCAUGAAGUCAAGCCCAGUCUCCAGCCUUCAGUCUAGCUCUCCUUUGUGUUCUGGCUCUUCAGACUCUGAACCUCCUGAUCUUUCCAGGCAGUCGAUUGAACAAGCUGAGGUGCUCACAGUUCAUAGUUAUGCUAAGGAAGAAGUGAACGGCAUGGAGACUGGACAGUCUUCCCGGAAGAAAACCAGUUCCACAGCUCGUAUGGAUGAACAGGAGCUUGCAAAAAUGGCAAAGGAGUACAUAAGAUCUGUAAAAGAUCGUAAGAAGUCAAAAGGGCGUCGCCAGCCCUUGAGCAAACUCCCACGUCAUCACCCACUCUUGGUUAAAGAUAGCCUUAGUGAUGAUGAAAUGUCUGAGCAGUUAGCACCUGAAGAAGAAACUGAAGAGAUGGAAGCAUGGGCUAAGCCUCUCAGCCAGCUGUGGCAGAAUCGUCCUCCAAACUUUGAGGCGGAAAAGGAGUAUAAUAUUGCCAUGGCUCAACAGGCCCCCUAUUGUGCGGUGUGCAUGCUCUUCCAAACAUACCAGGCAGAUUGUGGAAGUCAGAGCUCACAGGCAGUUCCAGAUGCUCCUAAUGGAAAGAUGAGAACUAAGCCCCUCAUCCCUGAGAUGUGUUUUACUACCACUGGUUGUAGCACAGAUGUCAGCCUCUCUACCCCAUAUCUGGAGGAAGAUGGCACCAGUAUUCUGAUCACAUGCAAGCGCUGUCAGGUCCGCGUCCAUGCCAGUUGUUAUGGAGUAGCUCCUGAGAAGGCAACUGAAGACUGGAAGUGCUCUAGAUGCAAAGCUAAUGCUUUAGAAGAGGAUUGCUGCUUGUGCUCACUUCGUGGAGGUGCACUUCAAAAAGCCAAUGACAACAAGUGGGUCCAUGUUAUGUGUGCUGUGGCAGUUCUAGAGGCCAAAUUUGUAAACAUUGCCCAGCGUAGUCCAGUUGAUGUCAGCAAAAUUCCACUGCAACGCUUCAGACUGAAAUGUGUCUUCUGCAAGAAGCGGCGGAAGAGAAUUGCUGGCUGUUGCGUGCAGUGCUCUCAUGGCCGCUGUCCUACAUCUUUCCAUGUCAGCUGUGCUCAGGCAGCUGGAGUCAUGAUGCAGCCAGAUGACUGGCCAUUUGUGGUCUUUAUUACUUGCUUUAGGCAUAAAAUUCCAUCUCAAGCAGAGCGAGCUAAGGCUGCUCUACAGGAUCUUGCUGUGGGACAGGCUGUGAUAAGCAAGCACAAGAACGGACGUUUCUAUCAAUGUGAAGUGGUCAAUCUGACAAAGGAAACUUUUUAUGAGGUCAACUUUGAUGACGGCUCCUUCAGUGAUAACCUAUAUCCAGAAGAUAUUGUGAGUCGAGACUGCCUCCAGCUUGGUCCUCCCCCUCCAGGAGAAGUUGUUCAAGUGAGAUGGACAGAUGGUCAGGUCUAUGGAGCUACAUUUGUGGCCUCUCAUGUCAUCCAGAUGUACCAGGUGGAGUUUGAAGAUGGAUCCCAGCUUAUGGCAAAAAGGGAUGAUGUGUAUACACUUAAUGAAGAACUUCCUAAAAGAGUCAAAUCAAGGCUGUCUGUUGCCUCUGACAUGCGCUUCACAGAGAUCUUCACAGAGAAAGAAGUCAAACAAGAGAGAAAAAGACAGAGGGUGAUCAACUCUCGCUACCGUGAGGAUUAUAUCGAGCCUGCACUGUACCGGGCCAUUAUGGAGUAGCAGCUUGCAGGAGGAUUGCAGUGACCACCCCAAAAUGGAUCCUAGCACUCCAGCACAGCAGAGGCCAAACAGACAGUCUUCAUAUCCCACUUUUUUUAAAAAAAGAAAUGAAAUAAGCUUAUCUGACUCUGUAGCACCUUGGAGGUAUCGAUUUGGCUUUACUGGCAAACUCCAAGGCUAUCAUUUGGGAGCACUUCUCUGAGUUCCUGAAGCAUUUGGUUCAUACCAGCUCGAUGGCUUCGCCUUUAGCUGUGAGUUUCUUCAUUCAGUACAAACUGUUCUUUGCCAGAAGGAUAUCUUUCCGAUGCCAUCCAAGGAGCAGCCCAGACAGUUGCAGUGCUAAAAACGACCUUCCCCCACUUCUGAAUAAAAUGUCUAUUUCUGGGGGAAUUUCUGAGCUCACCCUGCCUGCACAAAGCUGGCGAUGUUACUGGUGCUUGACAAUGAAUUCCUUUUUAUAUUUAUAACCCUGUUUUUUGUCAUGAGCACGCUUCUUUUUUUUAAGCAUCACCUCUCUGAGAACAGAGCUAAGUGAGCGGAAGAAUGGAGAGUGAAACUAAUUAGCUCUCUUUAUUCCCAACUUCUUGAACCUUUGAUUAAGCUUUUGUCCGUUUUAUAUUCAGAGACUUAUUUACUCAUAUGUUUAAUUGUUAUAGUUUGUGCCUAUGUAAUAGGAAAAGGUUUUGAGCCAUUCAGCGCUGCGCAUUCCUCAGGCAAGAGAAUCCUGGGAAAUAUCCUCGAUUAAGGCAAUAAGGACUACAAGGAUUCCCAUUCCCUGUUUGGCUUGGAAUGGCCACAAACUGGGCCCAGGUUUGCAACAAGAUUGCCUGGGAAAAUUAGCAUUCCUUCAUCUCACUGGCAAUGACCCCAAAUUAUGGGGUAUUUGAAUCCAAUUAGAAUAUUCAUUAAAUGAUGUCAGGGGUCAGCAUUAUUGGUAUUUCCGUUUGGAAGCUUUGCACUGUUUUUGCCCAAACCUAUUCAGGUAAGACUAGUAGAAGGGCACGUGUAUAUUUAGUUUUAUUUUUGUGGGACAGGGAAGGAAGUUCAAAGGUACAUUUUCAAGAGGUGUCUCUUUUCUUGCUGUGCAGUCAUUGGGGACAAUUUUCACUCAGAUAUAUUGCAAGAAAAAGUACAAAGCUACUUCUCCGGUUAUAAACAUGCCCUUGUAGUCUAUGGCUGUAGUACCCAAAACGUGGCCAUAUCAUCUAAUCUUGGAAGAUAAAUUUUUACUGGAUGCUCCAGGGAAGACUGUAGUAUUCUUUCCCUUUAUUUAACUAAUUAUAUUGCUGCACGAGGUUCACACAACAGAUUAUGUCAACAAUUAAUAGAUGCAAAAUUUGACCAAUUACUCUUCAGCGUGCAGAUGAACAAAAUUUGAAAGCCUUUUCUGACUCUCUCUUCCUUUAUUAAUUAGGAUCCUGAGUGCAUUUGGAGGAAACCUAGAAGAAGUGGAGAGAUGCAAAUUUCAGUAUACAGUGUUGAUCUCCUCUCUGUAUUACUUUAGAAUUUAAAUCUGUAUUACUGUAGAGAUUGGCUCUUCAUAAGCACAAUAUAUACAUAAGGGAUCUACUUUUGAAAUAUCUGCAAUUGGACACUGCCUCUCAACUUGGAAGUAAGAAUGGUAAUUACAUGUGAGAAUAUCUUAUUGCUCUCAGUUGCUGCUUUUUAAAGAGUGACAUGUCUCCAGUCUCCUUUUGGGUCUUGAAUAGACUUCUGUUCUCUCCCUAGUAUUUAUUUAAGUGGUUUGUGCCAUCUAACAGGGUGGGCAGCCUUUCUUUUUGGCCCUUGGGUAUUAGGCAAAAGCCAUCCUGGGUAAUACAUUCUCUCUGUCAGUAUUAUUCUGAUGCCCAGGAAUGUUUUUAUUAUAAAGCAGAGACCCUCCUCUCUUUUCUUGUCUUUUAGCCAGGGGGCUACUGCCUUUCUAUAUCAAUAUUAAAACUGAAUCAUGAUGCUAAAGAUUAGUUCAACAGGCAUAGGGACUUUUUCUUAGAUUUUUUUCUUCCCCAAAAUGCUUUCAGAUUGAAAAUGAAAUUUAGAUGGCACGUAUCACUAGAUUAAAAAAUAUUAUUGAACUAUAGGUUGACCUGUGGUUCAAAACCUUCCUGAAUUUUUAAAAAUAAUUCACAUCAGUGGUCAAGUACAUCUGUGCAUAUCUACAAAUUGGUUUCAUGUUGUAGAAUGUAGAAGAACAUGAUUUUACAGGAUUGCGUGCUAACAAUGUCCACACAAUGUCUGUUUAUAAAAAGCAGUUGAGCGGGCAAUAAGAAGUCCAAGAGCCCUUUUAAGCAUUAUGUCCUAUUGUUGUUUACUUCUUACAAAUGUAUCUGUUGCUUUCAUCCAAACUGCAAUUAUUUUAUCUUAAGUCAAUGUAAUAAUAUUGUUGAUUAAUUUUAUAAGUUUGAUACAAUAAUUGGGAUAAACUUCUUCCUAUUGAUGGUUUAACAAGCCUUUGAAAAUAUAAACCCCAUUUUCUUAGUUUGUCCCCAACAUUUAACACAUGUACACACCUCUGUAUAAGGUUGCACCGGGCUUAGUAUGCACAGAAAAGAACAGGAUGAAAUAUGUGAUCUAAACAUGAUCUGUCAUGACUCCUUGAAGACGGACUCCAAUAAUUUCUGACCUAUUUGAAGUUGUACUGGUUUUGGGAUGCCAGUGUGAGAUGGAUACAAGAUAGGCAGCUUUAUGUAUUGUUUUCCUGAUCUAGUAAUAUAAUUUUGGACUAGACUCAACUGAUUAAAUCUCAAACACUUUAA